Exserohilum turcica Et28A is the source of this 1776-nucleotide messenger RNA. RefSeq lists its product as uncharacterized. The transcript has a single exon. Bases 1 to 1776 code for a protein of 591 amino acids. The record is from RefSeq and is a predicted model, not a curated record. Lineage: Eukaryota; Fungi; Ascomycota; Dothideomycetes; Pleosporales; Pleosporaceae.
AUGUCAUCUCGCGGCCUCCCAGAAGUGCUCAUGCAAAAAGUCGACGAAUACGUAGACUCGCUAGCGCCCCAGAUCCAGCCCCGCAUUGCGACUGAACUCGAAGACUUCCAGCAAAAAACAAUUGAUAGUCUCGAGACACAGGUCGUGGAUGCGUUUCGCUCCCUCUUCAACGACAACAAUGAUCGUCCUUCGUCAAGAGAAGGAGGCGGCUCUUCCAGAAACCUAAGUGAUUCAGCGCCUGAUGCUUACGGCGGCCAAUCUCUCCCGUUUGCAGAUGAGAUUGCAAAGUUGACCCGGGGCUUUGGCCAGAUUAGCGAUGAAGCCGGGGGUGAUUUGCGUGAAAUCUUUGCUUUGACGCAGAGUGGUGGCGGCGGUGGUGGCUCUGCGUCCCGAGGAGUAGGAGGAGGGCAAGAAGGGUUUGAUUUCUCGUCUGGAGCCCGGGGCUUCUUAUCAUCUGCGCUCGACGCCGUGCAAGACAGUCUGGGCGACCAACGGGGUUCCAAGGGCGGACAGAGCUUUGAGAUCGGCGGCUUGCUGGGUAUGCUGUCUGGCACCAUCAAGGAGGCAUCGAGGAACCCUGAGGAAAAGGCUCGCAUGAUUAGUCCAGAGAUUAAGCAGAUGGUGGGAGAGAAGUUGCGUUCGCAACAUGCGCCUAUUGCGGAACAGUUUACGCGUAUCGCACUCGAGCACAUCAAGCGCUGGUUGCGUGGAAAUACCAGUUCACGCGAUCUGGGCGAGGGGGCAAAAGCCGAGAUUGCAGAGCAGGUCGGUGAUCUCGUCAAGGGACUUGGAAGUCUAUUCGGCAACAAGAAGGGCAAUCAUGAAAGCUCGGCUCGAGGCUUCGACGAAGGCGGUAGUCGGGAUGGCGAAGGUGGUGGAGGUGGCUUCUCCCGCGUCAUCAGCGACAAACUAAGUACCGGACUCGCCAAAGUCCACCGCGAAGUCCGCAUCGAAUUCCGCAAGAUACUCGGGCAAAUCGAGAAGCAGCUGUUCGAGCUGCUGCCAGACCAGUUCCAGCGGCCGCUUGAGAAAAUCCUAGGCGGAAACCCCUUUGACGAGCAGCUUGACCGCGACGCCUCUGCCAAUGCGGACCGCGGCUUCGGCGACGACAUCAAGGCGAAGCUGCUCGGCAAGAUUCGCGACCUCGUCCGCAAAGUGCAGGAGACGCUGCGCCAGAGCAUCCUCGGCGUGGUGAACGGUGGACACCGCCGGUUUGAGCGCCAAAGCUGGGUCUUUGUGCAGUCCAUGGUGGAGCAAAAGGUGCAGAGGUACCUGCCCGAUGUCAAAAUCAAUGUGCCAGAUGACAUUGGAAACGAGAAUGUCAGUGUAGGCAGUCCAGUGCAGCAGUUGGGCGGAGGAAAUGCAGGUCAACAGUAUCAACCUCCGCCUCCCCAACACCACCAGCAACAACAGCAGAGUUACGAUGGUCCCCCACCAACAUACAACAACAAUAACAACAGCAACGAACCCCCAUCUCAGCAGCACCAGUACCACAACGAACAGCAGUACCAGGGUCCCCCGCACAACCAGCAGUAUCCUCCUCCUCCCUCUCAAGACUACAGGCCAGACAACAACCAAUCGUAUUCUCAGUAUCCACCGCCGCAACACUCGAGUUAUCCGCCACCUCCACCUCAGCAGCAGCAACAACAACAACAACAACAAGGAUAUCACCAGCAAGGGUACCAGCAGCAAGGAUAUCACCAGCAGCAACAGGGUUACCCCCCGCGUGACUACCGUGACAACAACGAUGAGGGGUACCAAAGGCAUGGGUAUUGA